CACCUCCUCCUCCCGCCUCUUCGCGUUAGUUCCGGUCGCAGAGGAGCCACCGCCGCAGUUACCGCCACCUCGGGGAUUUCUGGCUCUUUUCUCUCCGCCUUAAAUUCGGGUGUCUUUUAUGAAUAAUCAAAAGCAGCAAAAGCCAACGCUAUCAGGCCAGCGUUUUAAAACUAGAAAAAGAGAUGAAAAAGAGAGGUUUGACCCUACUCAGUUUCAGGACUGUAUUAUUCAAGGUUUAACUGAAACUGGCACUGAUUUGGAAGCAGUAGCAAAAUUUCUUGAUGCUUCUGGGGCAAAACUUGAUUAUCGCCGAUAUGCAGAAACACUCUUUGACAUUCUGGUGGCUGGUGGCAUGCUGGCCCCAGGUGGUACACUGGCAGAUGACAUGAUGCGUACAGACGUCUGUGUAUUUGCAGCACAAGAAGACCUAGAAACCAUGCAAGCCUUUGCUCAGGUAUUCAACAAGUUAAUCAGGCGAUACAAAUACCUUGAAAAGGGAUUUGAGGAUGAAGUUAAAAAGCUGCUGCUAUUCUUAAAGGGUUUUUCAGAGUCUGAGAGGAACAAACUGGCCAUGUUGACUGGGGUUCUUCUGGCCAAUGGGACACUUAAUGCAUCCAUUCUUAACAGCCUUUAUAAUGAGAAUUUGGUUAAAGAAGGCGUUUCAGCGGCCUUUGCUGUAAAGCUGUUUAAAUCGUGGAUAAAUGAAAAAGAUAUCAAUGCAGUAGCUGCUAGUCUUCGAAAAGUCAGCAUGGACAACAGACUGAUGGAACUUUUUCCUGCUAACAAACAAAGUGUUGAACACUUCACAAAAUAUUUUACCGAAGCAGGUCUAAAAGAACUUUCUGAGUAUGUUCGGAACCAGCAAACCAUAGGAGCUCGUAAAGAGCUACAGAAAGAACUUCAAGAACAAAUGUCACGUGGUGAUCCAUUUAAGGAUAUAAUUUUGUAUGUCAAGGAGGAGAUGAAGAAAAACAACAUCCCAGAACAGAUCGUUAUAGGCAUAGUCUGGUCAAGUGUAAUGAGCACUGUGGAAUGGAACAAAAAGGAGGAGCUGGUAGCAGAGCAAGCCAUCAAGCAUUUGAAGCAAUAUAGCCCUCUACUUGCUGCCUUUACUACUCAAGGUCAGUCUGAGCUGACUCUGUUACUGAAGAUUCAGGAGUACUGUUAUGACAACAUUCACUUCAUGAAAGCCUUCCAGAAAAUUGUGGUGCUUUUUUAUAAAGCUGAAGUCCUGAGUGAGGAGCCCAUUUUGAAGUGGUAUAAAGAUGCACAUGUUGCAAAAGGGAAAAGUGUCUUUCUUGAGCAAAUGAAAAAAUUUGUAGAGUGGCUCAAGAAUGCAGAAGAAGAAUCUGAGUCUGAAGCGGAAGAAGGCGACUGAUUUGUGAAACUACAAGCUUAGUAAAGCAAACAGGAGUUGUAGAUAAAAUGUCGUGUCUCAUGUGUCCUUCUGGUUCUUACAUCUUCCUACCUCCCUGUAUCAAGCAUGAUAUAAGGGCUUUCAUGGCAAAUUUAUUUUAACUGUUUUCUAUGGUUACUGAAAAAUGUUGGGUUUAGUUUUUAAAACCAUGUUUUAAGUAGCUACAGGAGCUAUAGAUUUGAAUCUAAUGUUGCAUUAGUCUUUUCAGUUAUCUUCUACCUCCUGUAUUUUCUACUGUAAUAAUGUAAUUUAAGGCCUUCCAUAAUGAACAGUUCAUUUUAUCCCUGGGUUUUCUAUAAACAGUUUACAAGACAUGAUUUGGUUAAAAACAAUUUGUUAUGGAAAUUCUGUUUGCAAAUUAAACUGUACAAGUAUCCAAAGUCAAAAGGCAAAUGACUUGUGUGAUAAUUUGGUAUGAAAUGAAAAGGCAGCAUUAAAUGGUGUUCAGAGCCCCAUUCAUCAGAUAAUCUCCUAUAUAAGACCUCAUGGGUCAAUUUCUGAACAUUGAUUCUAAAGUAAUUGGCUUACUCUUUUGUUGAUAUUACUAAAGAGUACUUCUGUUAACACUUAUUUUAUUUUUUGGCAUUAUUAAAAAUUUAAGCAAAAGGUUUGCAAGUAGCCUACAGCCAAAAUUUCUAUUACCCUUGCUCCCUGGUUUGUCACUUGUAAGUAAAGGAAUUAAAUGGGAUCAAAAGAAUCAGAAAAGUGAAGGCAGCACAGGUGACCAGGGGGGUGGAAAGAAGAAAAUUAAGAUCUCUCCUUUGCAUGCUCAUCUUCAUUCAGUUUUUAGCCAGUAAAAGUAGGUGAGCAUCUGUUAUGUCACCAUCUCCAGGUCUACUUACAGAUGUAUUAUUAAAAUAGUCUUGUCAUUCACAGUAUCUUGCACUCUAGAGAACCCUAAGUUCAUAAAAUAGGAAUCAUUAAAGGGAGUGCAUGUAAGGAAAUGACAGAUGUCCUAAACCCAGUAAAAUUGUUUAAUAUGUUAAGUGACCAAUGUGUUACAUAUUACAAAGAGCCCCUUUGGGGACUCCAAACAUAACUGUCAGAUCUGUCUCACUGGCUUAAAGUCAUCCUGUUUGUUGUAUUGAAAUGCAAUGAUGUAAGCAUUGCCUAAUAUCCACCCCAGUUGCCAUUUUCUUCUUUCCACAAGCCAAAAAAGUUUUCUUUCCAGCUCUCGCAUCUUUUUAUCUGAUGGCUUACCUUUUCACUUUAGUUGCUGAUAAUUUGUCUACAUACCUAGCAUAGCGAUUAAAAGAUGAGUAGGUGAUUGUUGCCUCAUUUUUGGCGACUAAAUUUUGUGGUAGGGAAACAAUAUUUUAAGUGACCGUUUUAAAAUAAGGUGUUCUUAACUCUUCACCAAAGCUGGAAACAGUGUCACCAGGACGUCAGUGAAAUAUGCCCUAUCUUAGCAUGUGCCAUUAAGAACCAAGAAUUUGGUAUUUAAAAUUAAAAGUACACCUUGAGGAAAUGAAGUGUGUAAUAUAAUUUGAAAUUAUAAUAGCCUUAUAAGAAAGAGCAUUAUAACUGAUAGUCUUGUGAGUGGAGUGUAUGUUAAGUUUUCAUACGUAGAUAUUAUGUAUCUAAUAGGUUUCUACUGUAGUGAUCUGCUUCCUUUGUAAUUUGUAGUCCUAAAGACUUUUUUAAAAAAUAAAGGCCAUCCUUAAACUUA
This is a messenger RNA of Vombatus ursinus (common wombat), 3086 nucleotides long. It is a transcript of the gene BZW1, whose product is annotated as basic leucine zipper and W2 domains 1. NCBI's taxonomy places the organism in Eukaryota, Metazoa, Chordata, Mammalia, Diprotodontia, Vombatidae. Bases 119 to 1378 code for a protein of 419 amino acids. The record is from RefSeq and is a predicted model, not a curated record. Gene Ontology annotation, cellular component: cytoplasm; membrane. Gene Ontology annotation, molecular function: protein binding. The transcript is spliced from 12 exons.